Fonsecaea multimorphosa CBS 102226 is the source of this 1929-nucleotide messenger RNA. RefSeq lists its product as uncharacterized. The record is from RefSeq and is a predicted model, not a curated record. Bases 1 to 1929 code for a protein of 642 amino acids. Gene Ontology annotation, cellular component: cytoplasm; cytosol. NCBI's taxonomy places the organism in Eukaryota, Fungi, Ascomycota, Eurotiomycetes, Chaetothyriales, Herpotrichiellaceae. Gene Ontology annotation, biological process: translation; glutaminyl-tRNA aminoacylation. The transcript has a single exon. Gene Ontology annotation, molecular function: glutamine-tRNA ligase activity; ATP binding.
AUGGCUGACUCUUCAGAGGCAAGUAAGAGCUUGCCGGAGCGUGUGAAGGAAAAGGUCGAGAACGCGAUUUCAGACAACAAGCCCAAGAAAGAAAAAGCACCCAAGCAGCCCAAGGCCCCAAAGGAGGCAAAACCACCAGCAGAGAAACCUGCAAAGCCCGCAAAGCCCGCAAAUGCUGCGCCAUCAGCACCAACCGACCCCGAUGCCAUGUUCAAGGAGGGCUGGCUGGCGGCAGUCCGGAAGGAACGGCCUGCAGAUGAACCAGUAGUCACUCGGUUUCCCCCAGAACCGAAUGGCUAUCUCCAUAUCGGCCACAGCAAAGCCAUUGCGAUCAAUUUCGGAUUUGCCAGGUUCCAUGGCGGAAAGUGCAACCUGCGAUACGACGACACAAACCCCGAAGCGGAAGAAGAAAUCUACUUUACCGCCAUUGAAGAUAUUGUGCGCUGGUUAGGUUUCAGUCCUGCCUUGAUCACCUACUCCAGCGACUUCUUUGAUCGGUUGUAUGAGUUGGCCGAGAAGCUUAUCACCUUGGACGGUGCAUACGUAUGCCACUGUACAGACGAGGAGCUCAAAGAUCAGCGAGGCGGGACAGAUCCGAAAAAUAAGCAUGAAAGAUACGCUUGCCCUCAUCGGAGUCGACCAGUUGAAGAAUCGCUGGCCGAGUUUCGAGCAAUGAGAGACGGCAAAUACAAGCCCAAAGAAGCCUUUCUACGAAUGAAACAGGAUCUUUCGGACGGCAACCCUCAGAUGUGGGAUUUGGUUGCCUACCGUGUCCUCGAAAAGCCACAUCAUCGCACAGGAGACAAAUGGAGAAUCUAUCCCACUUACGACUUCACCCACUGUCUGUGCGAUAGUUUCGAGGGCAUUACUCAUUCUCUGUGCACGACUGAAUUCAUUCUGUCCAGAGUAUCGUAUGAAUGGCUCAACAAUAAGGUCGAUGUCCCUCACAAGCCAAUGCAGAGAGAAUACGGUCGCUUAAACGUGACGGGGACUGUCUUAUCGAAACGAAAAAUCAAAAAGCUGGUGGACGAGAAGAUUGUCGCCGGCUGGGACGACCCCCGACUGUAUACUUUGGUUGCCUUGCGGCGGAGAGGCGUUCCGCCCGGUGCCAUUCUGUCAUUUGUCAGUGAGCUUGGGGUUACCACGGCCACUAUCAAUAUUCAGAUCGUGCGGUUCGAACAGUCAAUUCGCAAAUACCUGGAAAUGACAGUCCCUCGUCUCAUGCUUGUGCUGGAUCCUGUACCUGUCAUCAUUGACGACCUUCCUGACGAUCACUAUGAGGAGCUGGAAAACGCGUUUGGCCCGAAAGACGUCGACAUGGGUUCCCACAAGUUGCCCUUCACAAAGAAGGUCUACAUUGAGCGUGACGACUUCAGAGAAGUGGACAGCAAAGACUUCUUCCGCAUGGCGCCCGGGAAGCCUGUGGGCUUGCUGAAGGUUCCCUAUCCCGUCAUUGCAACCAGCUUCAAGAAAGAUGAGGCCACUGGUCUGGUCACUGAGAUACAUGCCAAGUACGACAAGCCAGCCGAAGGCGAAAAAGUCAAGAAGCCCAAGGCCUACAUCCACUGGGUUGCUGAUGCUCCGGGACACGGGUCACCGAUCAAAUGUGAAGUCCGUGUCUUCAACCCACUCUUCAAGUCCGACAAUCCAGACGCGGUGGAGCCGAGCUUCAUGGCCGACAUACGGGAAGACAGUCUCAAAGUCUACCCGAAUGCCAUGGCAGAACUCGGGCUAAAAGAGAUCUGGGCGCGAGCUCCAUGGCCUGAGGAAGCCGGGGAGAAGAAGGAUAAAUGUGGUCUUGAAUCGGUCAGGUUCCAGGCAAUGCGAACAGGAUACUUCUGUCUGGACAAGGACACAGAUGAGGCUGCAGGGAAGAUUGUGCUCAACCGGAUCGUUAGUCUGAAGGAGGACUCUGGGAAGAAUGCAUGA